AGAAAAUAUUGAAACUAAUGAACCGGAAACACUUUCCAGUAAUGCUGAGAACCCUCUGUUUGAGAAGGGAGAGAAGCAAUUCCAAGCAAAUGAUCAGCUCCCGGUUAGAGACUCGAACGUGGAAAUUGAAGUCGAACCGACAAUCAUUCCGGAAAACCACAGCAUUGAAUUCUCAAAUGAAGAUAUGUCCAAUUGGAAACCUUUGGAUAUCGAUAGCAUCGAUAUUGAUUCAAUCCCUAUCAUAAUUCAUCAAAAUGAGAUUAUAAGGCCUGCAUUGAACAUGAGCUAUUUGAAUUCAAAUUCUACAAUUACUUCAGCUUCAUUAUCCCAAGAUUGUUCUGCUUAUAUACCUGAUUUGAGUGGAAGCAUCGAUUUCUCAGCCAAUACAAUCAACAUCUCAAAUGCUGUCGAAAACCCUACGACAGAUACUUCAACGGACUUCGAGAAGUCUCUUCUGAUGAAUAAACCUGGACACAGUGCUCCAGAUGACAACAUCAUGUAUGUGAAUACGGUAGAGUCAGGAAGAAAAAAAGAUUAUUGUAUCUUCUGUCGAACUGAGCAGGCCAAACUGAGUCGGCAUUUGAUAAGAAAACACAAAAAUGAAGAAAAAAUAAGAGAAAUUCUUAGUCACGAAAUAGGAAGCAAGAGAAGAAAGGAAUUAUUUGCAGCGAUUCGUAAGAAUGGCCAAUUUUUUCCGAGUGAAAUGGUAAAUACUGGCGAGCGUAAAGUAGCCAGACGUCCGAGUGCAAAAUCGGUGUGA
Molecule: messenger RNA, 760 nt
Organism: Coccinella septempunctata (seven-spotted ladybird)
Lineage: Eukaryota; Metazoa; Arthropoda; Insecta; Coleoptera; Coccinellidae
Exons: 6
Coding region: 185-760 (191 amino acids)
Source: RefSeq, a predicted model, not a curated record